AUGGAGGUGCGCUUUGGACAGGUGCCGCUCACCGUUACGCACAGGCACGGCGGGGUGAACCAGCUCGGCGGCGUCUUCAUUAACGGCCGCCCGUUACCGCACUUGGUGAGGCAGCGCAUCGUGGAGCUCGCGCAACGGGGCGUGCGUCCCUGUGAGAUCUCCCGCCGCCUGCGCGUCAGUCACGGCUGUGUCAGCAAGAUACUGGCCAGGUAUAAUGAGACAGGAAGCAUCAGACCAGGAGUGAUCGGAGGCUCUAAGCCCAAAGUGGCCACUCCCAGAGUCGUGCAAACGAUCCUACAUCUGAAACACACCAACCCCACCAUGUUUGCCUGGGAGAUCCGAGACAGGCUGCUGCUGGAGCGAGUGUGCGAUCACAACAGUGUGCCCAGCAUCAGCUCCAUCAACAGGAUCAUCAGAAACAAAGUCCAAUCUGAGUCUUGUGAAGUCGUUUCAUCAGCAUCAUCUGUUACCAUGGGAACAGCCUACUCCUCUGAGUCCACCUAUUCCAUCAGUGGGAUUCUGGGAAUCAGGAAAUGCAGCCGCAAACAUAAGGAAGGAGGGGACGUCUCCUGCAGCAUCUACCCCGACCAGCCAUGCUCCUGUAAUGAUGCCUGGGGAUGGUCCGACCCCUGCCUGACCUCUAUCUCCAGCCUGACCUUCUACAGCGGCCUGCCAGCAAAUCAUAAUCCAGAGCUCUUAGGACCUCGGUGUCAUAACAGCUGAACAAGGCUGCAGAAAGACCUUUAAUGCCCAAAACUGGAAGCCUUCACAUCUGGAUUAACUGUAAUUAUUACAACACGAUAUGAACAUAAAUCACAAUUACAAAC
Epinephelus moara (kelp grouper) is the source of this 827-nucleotide messenger RNA. RefSeq names its product paired box protein Pax-5-like. The transcript has 7 exons. Gene Ontology annotation, molecular function: RNA polymerase II cis-regulatory region sequence-specific DNA binding; DNA-binding transcription factor activity, RNA polymerase II-specific. The record is from RefSeq and is a predicted model, not a curated record. Bases 1 to 723 code for a protein of 240 amino acids. Lineage: Eukaryota; Metazoa; Chordata; Actinopteri; Perciformes; Serranidae. Gene Ontology annotation, biological process: regulation of transcription by RNA polymerase II; anatomical structure development.